CAGCAUCAUGCUGUGGGAGACAGAUGGAGCCAGAUCCAUUAGCUGCAGCAACCUCACUCUGGGGUCAAAGGUCAGCAUCCAGCAGGAGAACCAGCCUGAACAUCCAGCUAGAGUUAGAACGGCCUAGUGAAAGUCCAGAGCUAAACGACGAGUGUCAGUAUUUUGACUUCCUUCGUUGGUGCGUCACGCUGCCAUCCGCCGCGCGCAUGCCGGCACGCACGCGCCUCCUCCUCCUCUUCCUCAUUUCCGUGAUCUGCUGGAGUUGAGCUGCGCGUGCAGAGCAGAGCAGUCCGGUCCGUUUCCACAGAGGGUUCAGAUUCGGACCGGCACUUGAUCAGCACGAGCUUCGGGUCGGUUCAGGUUGGUUCGGGUCCAUUCUCCCGCUGCUGCUCAGAGGCAUGAGCCGAACCGGACCCGCUCCAGCUGCAGCCUGCAGAACCGGCUCUCUGUCCUGCUGAUGAGGAUGAUGAAGGAGCCGCUCCACGCGCCCCGGCGGCCCCGCGCGCAGCUCUAAGAUGACACCAGGACUCGGAGCGCGGAUCCACACCAACCCGGGGUAACGAGACACAGACACGGCAGGGAGCGGACAGUUCGGGUCCCGAGAGACGCAGAGGGAGAGUCCGGGCGCAGAGCGCGGAGCGGCGGGGAGAGGAGGCGCAGCGAGCCGCGGGGAGCCGCAGAGGAAAGGUCCAGUGAUGCUGCUGCCGCGGACCUCCGUCCGGUCCGCGCUCCUCCUCCUCCUCCUCCUCCUCCUCUUCAUCCUCCUGCAGACGCCGGGACGCUGCCACGCGGCCGCGCGGCACCGGGGGCCGGAGGCGCGCAGGGGCCGCCACAGCCUGGCGCAGCUGGUCGGCCGGUACCGGAGGGGCCCGGUGGGCUUCAGCGGGCACGAAGCGGCGGGUACGAAACGGCCGAGCCGGUCGAACCACGACGGUCGCCUCAGCGAUCCGAAGCACAAGGAGAAGUUCAUCACAGUCCUGACAGGUCCUCUGUACUUCAAACCUCAGUGCCGGAAACAGUUCCACCGACUCUACAACCACACCAGAGACUGCACGACUCCCGCCUUUUAUAAAAGAUGUGCUCGUCUGCUGACUCAACUGGCCAAGAGCCCUCGCUGUUCCGAGAGAUAAACAGACCGCGAGACGCCGGUGGACAGGAAGUGGACGCCGUCCGCCAUGUUGCCUCCCUCUGAUGACCAGCUGGUGACAUCUGGAAGCCAAGAGAAACUUGAUGUCAAAGGUCAAACCGUUCAUAUGCAGCAGCAAAGAACAGUCUCCACCGUUCAGAUGAACUGGUUCAGAUGAACUGGUUCAGAUGAACCGGUUCAGAUGAACUGGUUCAGAUGAACUGGUUCCCACAGACUCUCUGAAUCUUCCAGCUCAUGAAAUGUUGGUUCCAGUUGAUCUCCUCUCUGCUGCCAGUGGCUUUACUGGUUUCUGAUGGACUGUCUGCUCUGGAAACAAACCUGGGACAUUUGAUCAGUUUGACUUGUUUUGGACGAUGGACCACGAGGGUUCAGAGGUCACCAGCUGAUCAAAGUAAAGCUUUUCCAGUAUAUUUAUAUUGUUCAAACUGCCUCCCUCUGUGCAAUAUGUACAUAAUGAAAGAGGAAUAAAGACACAUUUGAUACA
This is a messenger RNA of Poeciliopsis prolifica (blackstripe livebearer), 1631 nucleotides long. RefSeq names its product ALK and LTK ligand 1-like. Lineage: Eukaryota; Metazoa; Chordata; Actinopteri; Cyprinodontiformes; Poeciliidae. The transcript has 6 exons. The record is from RefSeq and is a predicted model, not a curated record. Gene Ontology annotation, molecular function: receptor tyrosine kinase binding; receptor signaling protein tyrosine kinase activator activity. The coding region runs from base 696 to 1130 and encodes 144 amino acids. Gene Ontology annotation, biological process: positive regulation of ERK5 cascade; positive regulation of ERK1 and ERK2 cascade.